UGAAUUCAUCUGUUUGUGUAUUGGCCAUGGGAGCAGUCCCCCCCUCCUCCCUCUCUCUCCCUCUCUCUUUCCUAUCCUCUCCCCCCUCCCUCCUACUGGUCUUCCCCUGGGGACUCUAUAUAUACCAGAGACCGAUCCAGGCACCUAUUGUUCCUCUAAGUAAACUUACAGACAGAUGCCCUGCACCACAGUGUGGAAGAGAGCCCAGCGAGUCAGGAGGAGGAAGACAGUUCAGGGUUGCAGAGAGAAAACCAGGCAACAACUGCCUGGAAACGCCGCAGGCUAGCGUCGCCUCUCCAUCCCUCGUCCGUCGGUUUCGCGCGCCUGCUGCCCGUUGGCUUGUUGUCCCUGUGGAGCGGAGGUCUGAUGCUCUGACACCAUGCUUCUGCUGAUAUCACUGCUGCUCACUGGACUCGACUGCUUGCUGGGAGCCCCGGCAGGCCGAGAGGUCUACAGGAUGCCCCAGAGUGCCCUUAAAGCUCUGUCUGAUCGUGGCACCGUAGUUCUGGAGGCGGCCAUGACCAGCGCCCUGUCCUCCCUGGAGCGCGCUUCAUCUGAGAGAAGUCGGGCUGAAGCAGGCUGUCGGGGCUGUGUCCCCUGUCUGUUUCAGGACUGUGGACAGCUGUCUGGCUCCUGUUUGUCUCCCGCUGAUGCCUUAUCAGAGCCCCGCUGCGAAGUCAUCAGCAAGGCCCAGAAACUUGAAGAUGAAGCUGAGCGGAGUUGGGCUCUGAGCCAGGCCUGUGCCUACUACCAGCACCGCUGCCCGCCGGCCGAACUGGACAAAGAGACCUGCAUCCGGAUCAUGGGGGAGAGCUGCAGCGCCCGGGUCCUCCAGUGCAGCCUGCUCAACACGAUGCAGAACCUGGAACCCGCCACGCAGACCCACGCGCAGGCGGUGUGCGGUCAGAGGUCGUCCACGGUGCAAAACGUCACACAGCCUCGCUCGCGGAUCGUGGGCGGCUCGCCUGCGGCUCUCGGGAGCUGGCCCUGGCUGGUCAACCUCCAGCGCUACGGUGGGAUGAUGUGCGGAGGGGUUCUGGUGGACAGCUCCUGGGUGGUCACUGCCGCUCAUUGUUUUGCUGGCAGCCAAAGCGAGAGCUACUGGACGGCCGUGGUCGGGGAGUUUGACAUCACCAAGACUGAUCCUGAUGAGCAGGUUCUCAAAGUGAAUCGCAUCAUCCCCCAUCCUAAGUUCAAUCCAAAGACAUUUAACAACGAUAUAGCCCUGGUGGAACUGACAUCCCCGGUGGUCCUCUCCAACCGCGUCACUCCGGUUUGUCUCCCCUCUGGCAUGGAGCCCCCUACUGGCAGUCCCUGUCUGGUGGCUGGCUGGGGCUCCCUUUAUGAGGAUGGUCCGUCUGCUGACGUGGUGAUGGAGGCCAAGGUGCCCCUGCUGCCUCAGAGCACCUGCAAGAACACCCUCGGCAAAGAACUGGUCACCAAUACAAUGCUUUGUGCCGGCUAUCUCACCGGGGGCAUAGACUCCUGUCAGGGAGAUUCUGGGGGCCCCUUGAUCUACCAGGACCGAAUCUCGGGUCGCUUCCAGCUCCACGGGAUCACGUCCUGGGGAGACGGCUGCGGGGAGAAGGGCAAGCCGGGAGUCUACACACGGGUGUCUGCUUUCUCCGACUGGAUUCAAGCUGAGAUACAGAAGUCAUUUGGAAGCAGAGAGCCAACGUGUUCGGAGCUUCUAAAGACAACAGAAAUGACAGCGAAGGAGCAGAGGUCGGAGUUCAGCUCGCUCUGUCGCUUCUACACCCUGAGCUGCCCCCCUGGUCAGCCGGCCAGCGCUUGCAACCGAAUGGCAGAGGACAAGUGCCUCACCCGCUUCAAGAAAUGUCAGUUACGUUCGUUCCUACAAACACUGUUGGACCUGCUGCAGAGGGCCGAGGACUACAUACGGGACAAAGUGGACUUGACCUUCUUCACCCAGACGCUUCCUCAGCUGGUGGAGCACAUCUACAGCACAGCUUCCACUCACACCAGAGAGAGGAGGGACCUGGGACUGAGCCAGCGUCUCACACAGAUUAAAGAACAGCUAGGUGGCGCUGUGGUGCCAACAGAGCAGGGUCCUUCUCCGGUUCCCCCGGCCUUAUUCAGAGAGGUGGGACCCUCAGUGGAUGACUGGGAGAAAUACUUGAGCGGCAUGGCUGAGGACCAAGACCUCACUGACACGUCCACUGGUCUCUCCAGCACACCAACCGUACAGGAGGACAAGCUUUUCCUACAGACGCAGGACUCCUCAAUACAUCAGCUGGAGGGAGAAUUUCAAUCCGUUAUCACGGCUCUACGCUCCAAAUUGUACUCCAGAUCUGCUCCUCCCAGCUUUCCCUUGGACACGGUUUACCUCCAGCUGGAUUCCUCCGACGCUUCCCCGUUAACUCCUCCUUCCACCGAAACACCUGUCCACACGGGCCCCUCCCCCCCGCGGGGAUCCCAGGAGCCGUGGUCCCUCCUGACUGCCCUGAGGAAGGACGUUGAGGAAUCGGGCACACGGGUCAAGAUUGUGACAGAGGACGGGUCAGAAAGUGCAACCUCGCACAAAAGAGAUACUUCUCCCGAUGCCAAAUGGAGCACAGCUUUGGAGGAGUUCACUUUUGCUGAGAACGAAGAAAGAACCGAAUUAAAACCCUCAGCGUUCCUGCAGGCGACGUCCGCCGCUCAGCCGGUCACUGAGCGAGCUCACGCGGAGACGACCGCCGACUCCAGUCAAGCCGUAAAGACUUUGAGUCCACGCAGGCCACACAGGAGCCUCCUUCGCAAGAGGCAGACGCCUGAGGCCAGCGGGAAAAUUUGUCCCGGGGUGCGAGAGUCCUCGCAGCAAGUCAGCCAAGUCAGGGACUCUUACAGCUGGGUCCUGAGCAUCCCGAGCAAGAACCUACGCAUGAACUUCCAAGAGGUGUUAGUUGAUCUGAGCACCAAGAAUAGUCGAGGACUGUAUCAGGCACGAGUCAGAGCAGUAGUGGGAGGACGACCUUUGACCUUCUACAGUCUCGUGGGCCUAGAGAAUGAGUCGUUCUACCGCAGCGUGCCACGGAUCAUCGCUUUGUCACUGGAGGCACUCAAGAGUUAACUUUAUCACGGCAACAAACGCCAAGACAUGGACAGACGACAGCGGAACAACACUCUCAAAGAGACAGCGGGAAGAACUCAUUGUGGGACAGAGAGACACAUUCAAAACUUUACUUGUUUGGCCUUCAACUUCUUUUUGGAGUUUCGCCUGUCUGAAGACUUAACUUUGGCUCUGAAUGAAAACACAACCACGAAUGUAUCAUUCAAACUAUCGCCACGCAUGAGCCCACAGGAUUUCUUUUUUUAAUGGGGCCUUGUCUAACUUAUGAAUCUGUAUGAAAUGAUAAGUUAUUUGUAUUGUCCUUUUGCGAAGGUUGAGCCUCUUGUGAAGCACACGGACUGUAUAUGUUAUUCAUAUUCUUACCAUAUUUAUUUGUAUAGAGAAAAGUAUUUGUAUUUUUGUAAAAGGAAAAAACUGUAUAUAAAUAAAAUUGUUAUUGAUACUA
Messenger RNA from Gasterosteus aculeatus aculeatus (three-spined stickleback), 3518 nucleotides. RefSeq names its product serine protease 56 (gene prss56). The record is from RefSeq and is a predicted model, not a curated record. Gene Ontology annotation, biological process: proteolysis. Lineage: Eukaryota; Metazoa; Chordata; Actinopteri; Perciformes; Gasterosteidae. Gene Ontology annotation, molecular function: serine-type endopeptidase activity.